AUGUAUCGGUGCAUGCCGUUCCCUCCACCAGGUUACUUGUGGAAGGGUGUGGGUGGACAAGCUCUUAUAGAACUGAUCAAGCUGAACAGAGGAAAGGUGGAGGCUGAUAAGGAAGGAAAGAAGGAAAAGAUGAGGAGGAGGAAAGAGAAGAGGAAGAGAAAGGAAAAUGUAGAGAUUAAGCAGAAAAGGCCAAAUCUGCAGGAUAAGGGGCACAAGAUUGAUGGAGAGAAGAAAGUUCAAGAAACAACUGACAGUAAAAUAAGAAAAGAUAAUCUCACUGGAGAGGUCAAGCAGCCCAAGAAAUUUGAGGGGAAACAUGACUCUUCUGGAAGCUUCUGUGCUUGUUGGGUUUGCUCCCUUCAUGCAGACAUUGAUCUUCUCUUGCCAUGUCUUUUUCAACUGAAAAAAUGCCUUGAUCAAGUGCUAUAUAGAAAACCAGUUUGUUCAACUCCCACACAGACACACACUGCUGUGCAAGAGAAGUUUAAGAAAACUUCUAUAGCUGGUGAGAAGGCUGAAGCUGUUCUUGUACCCAGCUUCUCUCAGAAUGGUUCUCUGCAGAAAGAAUCACGAUUUAAAGAGUUGGUUUUGAAUUGGGUUCCUCCUCCCUUGGAGAAUCUAAGCAGUGAAUUUAAUGAUCAAGAUCAACAGUGGCUCUAUGAUGGAGUGUCACUCAGGAAUGACACAAAAAAGAAAAUUGAAGCUAUCAAUGAUCAUUUGUGCUAUCCAUUUACAACGCUAUUUUAG
Molecule: messenger RNA, 747 nt
Organism: Prunus armeniaca (apricot)
Lineage: Eukaryota; Viridiplantae; Streptophyta; Magnoliopsida; Rosales; Rosaceae
Source: the annotation of a GenBank genome assembly